Lepus europaeus (European hare) is the source of this 3083-nucleotide messenger RNA. RefSeq names its product calcium homeostasis endoplasmic reticulum protein (gene CHERP). Gene Ontology annotation, biological process: RNA processing; intracellular calcium ion homeostasis. Bases 61 to 2937 code for a protein of 958 amino acids. NCBI's taxonomy places the organism in Eukaryota, Metazoa, Chordata, Mammalia, Lagomorpha, Leporidae. Gene Ontology annotation, molecular function: RNA binding. The transcript has 18 exons. Gene Ontology annotation, cellular component: perinuclear region of cytoplasm. The record is from RefSeq and is a predicted model, not a curated record.
GCAGACGGCGCUGGUGGGCCAUCGUUAAGGCGCCGGAGGACGUUCCCCGCGGCCGGAGCCAUGGAGAUGCCUCUGCCGCCCGACGACCAGGAGCUGCGGAAUGUCAUCGACAAGCUGGCCCAGUUCGUGGCCCGCAACGGGCCCGAGUUCGAGAAGAUGACGAUGGAGAAGCAGAAAGACAACCCGAAGUUCUCGUUCCUGUUCGGGGGCGAGUUCUACAGCUACUACAAGUGCAAGCUGGCGCUGGAGCAGCAGCAGCUCAUCUGUAAGCAGCAGGCGCCGGAGCUGGAGCCGCCCCUGCCGCAGCCGCCGCCGGCCCAGGGCACCCCGUCCAUGGACGAGCUCAUCCAGCAGAGCCAGUGGAACCUCCAGCAGCAGGAGCAGCACCUGCUGGCGCUCAGACAGGAGCAGGUCACGGCGGCCGUGGCCCACGCCGUGGAGCAGCAGAUGCAGAAGCUGCUGGAGGAGACGCAGCUGGACAUGAACGAGUUCGACAACCUGCUGCAGCCCAUCAUCGACACCUGCACCAAGGACGCCAUCUCGGCCGGCAAGAACUGGAUGUUCAGCAACGCCAAGUCGCCGCCGCACUGCGAGCUGAUGGCGGGCCACCUGCGCAGCCGCAUCACAGCCGAGGGCGCGCACUUCGAGCUGCGGCUGCACCUCAUCUACCUCAUCAACGAUGUGCUGCACCACUGGGCCCUGACGCGCGGAAGGUCUCUCCCUCACAGCCAGCGCAAGCAGGCCCGGGAGCUGCUGGCCGCCCUGCAGAAGGUCGUCGUGCCCAUCUACUGCACCAGCUUCCUGGCCGUGGAGGAGGACAAGCAGCAGAAGAUCGCCAGGCUCCUGCAGCUCUGGGAGAAGAACGGCUACUUCGACGACUCCAUCAUCCAGCAGCUGCAGAGCCCGGCGCUGGGGCUCGGCCAGUACCAGGCCACGCUCAUCACCGAGUACUCGGCGGUGGUGCAGCCGGUGCAGCUGGCCUUCCAGCAGCAGAUCCAGACCCUGAAGACGCAGCACGAGGAGUUCGUCAACAGCCUGGCCCAGCAGCCGCCGCCGCAGCCACAGCCACAGCCACAGCUCCAGAUGCCACAGAUGGAGGCCGACGUGAAGGCCACGCCGCCGCCGCCCGCUCCGCCUCCGGCUCCCGCCCCGGCUCCGGCCCUGCCGCCAACCACCCAGCCCGGUGCGCGGCCCCCGGCCCCCUCGGCGGGCUGCCCCGGGGCCCCGGCCACCCCAGCAGCCACCCAGCCUGAUGACAGCAAGCCGGCCAUCCAGAUGCCUGGCUCCUCGGACUACGACUCCGCGGGGGGCGUCCAGGACCCUGCAGCCGCUGGCCCCCGGGGCCCCGGGCCCCACGACCAGAUCCCACCCAACAAGCCGCCAUGGUUUGACCAGCCCCACCCCGUCGCUCCCUGGGGCCAACAGCAGCCUCCGGAGCAGCCCCCCUACCCGCACCACCAGGGCGGACCGCCCCACUGCCCGCCCUGGGGCAACAGCCACGAGGGCAUGUGGGGCGAGCAGCGCGGGGACCCCGGCUGGAACGGCCAGCGCGACGCGCCCUGGGGCAACCAGCCCGACCCCAACUGGAACAGCCAGUUCGAGGGCCCCUGGAACAACCAGCACGAGCAGCCGCCCUGGGCCGGCGGCCAGCGCGAGCCGCCCUUCCGCGUGCAGCGGCCGCCGCCCUUCCGCGGGCCCUUCCCGCCACACCAGCAGCACCCGCAGUUCAACCAGCCGCCGCACCCGCACAACUUCAACCGCUUCCCGCCACGCUUCAUGCAGGACGACUUCCCGCCGCGCCACCCCUUCGAGCGGCCGCCCUACCCGCACCGCUUCGACUACCCGCAGGGGGACUUCCCCGCCGACAUGGGCCCCCCGCACCACCACCCCGGCCACCGCAUGCCGCACCCCGCCAUCAAUGAGCACCCACCCUGGGCGGGGCCCCAGCACCCCGACUUCGGCCCACCCCCCCACGGCUUCAACGGGCAGCCCCCCCACAUGCGGCGGCAGGGCCCCCCGCACAUCAACCACGACGACCCCAGCCUCGUCCCCAACGUGCCCUACUUCGACCUCCCCGCCGGCCUCAUGGCGCCGCUCGUGAAGCUGGAAGACCACGAGUACAAGCCCCUGGACCCCAAGGACAUCCGCCUGCCGCCCCCCAUGCCGCCCAGCGAGAGGCUGCUGGCGGCCGUGGAGGCUUUCUACAGCCCGCCCUCGCAUGACAGGCCCAGGAACAGCGAAGGCUGGGAGCAGAACGGCCUGUACGAGUUCUUCCGGGCCAAGAUGCGGGCCCGGCGGCGGAAGGGCCAGGAGAAGAGGAACAGCGGCCCCUCCAGGUCCCGCAGCAGGUCCAAGAGCCGGGGCCGCUCGUCCUCCCGCUCGCACUCGCGCUCCUCCAAGUCGUCGGGCUCCUACUCCCGCUCGCGCUCGCGCUCCUGCUCCCGCUCCUACUCGCGCUCCAGGUCCAGGAGCCGGAGCCGGUCCCGCUCGUCCAGAAGCCGCUCCCGCUCCCGCUCGCGCUCCCGCUCCAAGUCCUACUCCCCGGGAAGGAGGCGCCGCUCGCGCUCCCGGAGCCCCACGCCACCUAACCGUCUUCGUUGUAGCUCCUCGGCCGGCCUGGGCGCUAACUCGGCGCCCCCCAUCCCUGACUCGAGGCUCGGGGAGGAGAACAAGGGACAUCAGAUGCUCGUGAAGAUGGGCUGGAGCGGCUCCGGCGGCCUGGGCGCGAAGGAGCAGGGCAUCCAGGACCCCAUCAAAGGGGGCGACGUGCGCGACAAGUGGGACCAGUACAAGGGCGUGGGCGUGGCGCUGGACGACCCCUACGAGAACUACCGGCGCAACAAGAGCUACUCCUUCAUCGCCCGCAUGAAGGCCAGGGACGAGUUCUCCACGUUCGGGGCCCGGAAGGAGGAGAAGGAAGACCUGACGCACGCCUAGGCAGGAGCGCGCUCCGAGGGCGUGGGACGGCCCCCACCCCCACGCGGGAAUCCUCACCUGCAGGAGGGCCCCUGGCGGUGCGGGGUGGCCUGGGGGGUGGCCGGGCUGAACCGGGCGCCGGCGGCCGGCGGGGUCUCCACCGUGGC